AUGAGAACUUGGUCUUCUUUGAAGGAGCAUUUACCAACCCCUUCUAGUGGGAGCAAUGAGGUUGAAGAAGAAUCGCUUAAUCAUCAACAAGUGUCUAAGGAGUCAAGUGGUGAUUUCCCUAGCAAGUGGAAUGAUUCAAGUGAUGAAGAUUCCAGGGAUGUCCAAGAGAUCGGUGCAAGUGAGUUUGUUCCAAAGAGCAAGCGUCUUGAAGAGAUUGAAGAUACACAUUCAAGUGUGUAG
Messenger RNA from Oldenlandia corymbosa var. corymbosa, 240 nucleotides. Lineage: Eukaryota; Viridiplantae; Streptophyta; Magnoliopsida; Gentianales; Rubiaceae. The record is from the annotation of a GenBank genome assembly.